Messenger RNA from Volvox carteri f. nagariensis, 471 nucleotides. RefSeq lists its product as uncharacterized. The record is from RefSeq and is a predicted model, not a curated record. Lineage: Eukaryota; Viridiplantae; Chlorophyta; Chlorophyceae; Chlamydomonadales; Volvocaceae. Bases 1 to 471 code for a protein of 156 amino acids. The transcript has a single exon.
AUGAAGCGCGCAUCGAAUGCGCUAAAGUGCGCGAUGAAUUCCGCAGCUAAUUGUACGUUGAAUUGCGUGUCGAAUAGCGCGUUUAAAGCUGUGCGAAUCGUGCUGUAUGAAGCGCGUACGACAUUCAUUUCGACACGGAAGCGCGUUUUGAAGCGCGCAUCGAAUUAUGCGCUAAAGCGCGCGUUGAAUUCCGCAGCUAAAUGUACAUUGAAUUGCGUGUCGAAUUGCGUGUUUAGAGCUGUGCGAAUCGCGCUGUAUGAAGCGCGUACGACAUUCAUUUCGACGCGGAAGCGCGUUUUGAAGGGCGCAUCGAAGUAUGCGCUAAAGCGCGCGUUGAAUUCCGCAGCUAAUUGUACGUUGAAUUGCGUGUCGAAUUGCGCGUCAUGUGCAUAUGUGCAUAUGUGCAUAUGUGCAUAUGAAGCAGAUGUGCAUAUGUGCAUAUGUGCAUAUGUGCAUAUGAAGCAUAUAUGA